Molecule: messenger RNA, 1203 nt
Organism: Paramecium tetraurelia
Lineage: Eukaryota; Ciliophora; Oligohymenophorea; Peniculida; Parameciidae
Exons: 6
Biological process (GO): regulation of DNA-templated transcription
Cellular component (GO): nucleus
Molecular function (GO): RNA polymerase II cis-regulatory region sequence-specific DNA binding; DNA-binding transcription factor activity, RNA polymerase II-specific
Source: RefSeq, a predicted model, not a curated record
AUGAUUUAAUAAACACAAGCUCAUCUCCCAAAAGAGUGGAUCGAAUUCUUACAACAGAUUCAAACCAUCGACCCAAUUGAUGUAGAAACAGUAACUUAAUAUGUAAAAGUACGUGUCAACCACUUUCCAACGGAUUAACAAAUGAUAGAGUAUUACGAAGAAGUCUUUUCAAAAUCUACAAGUGAUGUAAACAGGAAAAAGUGGCAUCAAUAAGAUAAAAAUCUACUCAUUUGGUGCAUGGCUAAGCACAUGAUGUCAUAGAAUCGCUAGGAACUCAUCCCUAAUGACGAUGAUUGGGAGUUUGUGUCUAAAGUUCUCCGUGUUGAUAAAAAUCUAGUGGAAUUGAAGUGGAUUUCGCUUCUCCAUUCUAACUUAAAAAUCUCCCCUUGGACAAAGGAAGAAGAUCAAAUACUGAUUAACAUAGCCAAUGACCAUUAUUAUAAAAAUAAUUGGACCGAAUUAACAAUCAAAUUCAAUUCAAUAUCUUCAACUUAGAGAUAUCCUAAGUAAAUACGGGAAAGAUGGAACAAUGUGUUGAAUCCCAGCAUCUCUAGGUCAACUUGGAGCAAAGAGGAAAAAAUCAACUUACUAUAAUUGAUUUUGAAAUAUGGCAAAAAAUGGUCCAAAAUCUAAGAUGAAUUAAAUGGAAGGAGUGAAAAUUAGAUUAAAAACUAGUAUAAUGGAAUAAUAAGAAAUUUAAAAAGAUUUAAUGUUUAAGAAAGUGAAGAAAGAUUGUUGAUCAAAGCAAUAAUUGAAAAUCCAGAUCAAAAGUUAAGCUUGACUGUAACUUAGUUUAUGUCAGAUUUCUUGGCUAAAAAAGAAGCGUCGAAAAAUGUAGAAUCCCCACAACUCCAAUAGCUUACAGAGUCAUUUAUGUAAAAGAAAAUCUGUGCCGACCCUGUCGCUCAAGAAUCUGGCAUUACUGCUACAAAUAUCUUAUUACAAGAGAAAUUGAUAUAAUGUAAAGAAAUGCAAUAGUAAAUGAAGUAGACGUCUAUGUAAUAAAACAUAUUUUUCUCCUCUCCUUAACAACAGUAGUAUUCAUAAGUGCCAAUGUCAUCUAACUAGUAUUUUUAUAAUAAUAUUUAUCCAAAUUAUUAUCCCAAUUAUCAACAAUAAAAUCAACAAUACCUGUCCUACCCCAAUUAUAAUUAAGUAUAAUAGUAAAUGCCAUAUCACUAAUAUCACUAUGGGUAUUAUUGA